This is a messenger RNA of Solea solea (common sole), 1085 nucleotides long. RefSeq names its product translocase of inner mitochondrial membrane 22 homolog (yeast) (gene timm22). Gene Ontology annotation, biological process: protein insertion into mitochondrial inner membrane. The annotation marks the transcript as partial. NCBI's taxonomy places the organism in Eukaryota, Metazoa, Chordata, Actinopteri, Pleuronectiformes, Soleidae. The record is from RefSeq and is a predicted model, not a curated record. The transcript has 4 exons. Gene Ontology annotation, cellular component: TIM22 mitochondrial import inner membrane insertion complex. Gene Ontology annotation, molecular function: transmembrane protein transporter activity.
UCUCGAAAGUGCCGCGUGGUCAUCUUUGUCUACGUUUACCUAAACGUCUGCCUGUCAUUGACAAACAUGGCGGCCACCUCCACGGGUGCUGCCGACUCUCCGGCUUCAGCCUCGGCUGGACCGAGUCUGGACGACCAGAGCUUUCAGUACAGUACGAUUCUGGAUCAUUUGAUCGGGGACAAGCGGCCCGUGAAGGAGCUGAGCCCCGGCGUUAUGGGUGGACUGCCGGUGCCGGUGAAGACCGAGGAGCAGAAGAUGAUCGAGAGAGGAAUGGAGAGCUGCGCCUUCAAGGCUGCUCUGGCCUGUGUGGGAGGGUUUGUCCUCGGAGGAGCUUUCGGUGUUUUCACCGCUGGCAUCGACACCAACGUUGGCUUCGACCCCAAAGACCCGCUGAAGACGCCGACGGCUCGAGAAGUCCUCCGAGACAUGGGCCAGAGAGGGAUGUCCUACGCCAAGAACUUUGCCAUCGUGGGUGCCAUGUUCUCAUGCACCGAGUGCAUCAUCGAAUCACACCGAGGUGUAUCCGACUGGAAGAACGCGGUGUACAGCGGCUGCGUAACCGGAGGAGCUAUUGGAUUCCGUGCUGGUCUGAAGGCCGGAGUCCUGGGAUGUGGAGGCUUCGCCGCUUUCUCUGCUGCCAUCGAAUAUUAUCUGCGGUAAACUUGAGCGACUCUGUGAUUGAGAACUUAAAUAAAUAAAUAAACGCACGCGUGGGCGCGCCGGUGAAGACUCUCGCUGUGAGAAAAUGGACCGUUUGUGAAUAUUAACCUGCACACGGAGGACUGCUGCAGAGCCAGAGCGGAUGCAUUUCUUUGUGGAAUUGAUCGGUUCCAGUUUGUGUACAGCGACGCCGCGGUGACCUGAAGACGAUGUGACUGUAUAUAUAUAUAUAUUAUAAUUUUUUCUCCUUCUCAUUAAUUCCAUGUGGGGGAAAAAAUCCAGACCUCUUUCUGUGUCAGAGGUCACUCUGAGUCACGGCCACCUGCAUUCAGACUCAUGUUCUUCUUGCAGAAUCAUUGUUAUGACGUAUGUGUAACUAAUCCACAUCAGGAUUAAUUAUAUUAAAGGUUUUGUUUAUAAACUCA